This is a messenger RNA of Perognathus longimembris pacificus (Pacific pocket mouse), 1460 nucleotides long. RefSeq names its product guanosine monophosphate reductase 2 (gene Gmpr2). The record is from RefSeq and is a predicted model, not a curated record. Gene Ontology annotation, molecular function: GMP reductase activity. The transcript is spliced from 10 exons. Lineage: Eukaryota; Metazoa; Chordata; Mammalia; Rodentia; Heteromyidae. Gene Ontology annotation, cellular component: GMP reductase complex. Gene Ontology annotation, biological process: nucleotide metabolic process. Bases 98 to 1144 code for a protein of 348 amino acids.
GGUGUGGCGGGGCCCCGGGGCGCCGGUUGCUGAGCCGACGGGGAGCUCUGGUCACCUGCCACCUGGGCCGGGGCCGCCGGAACCCGCAGGCCGCGCCAUGCCUCACAUCGACAACGACGUCAAGCUGGACUUCAAGGAUGUCCUGCUCAGGCCCAAACGCAGCACCCUCAAGUCGCGCAGUGAGGUGGAUCUCACAAGAUCCUUCUCAUUUCGGAACUCCAAGCAGACGUACACUGGUGUACCCAUCAUCGCUGCCAACAUGGACACCGUGGGCACCUUCGAGAUGGCAAAGGCUCUCUGUAAGUUUUCCCUCUUCACUGCUGUUCAUAAGCAUUACAGCCUUGACCAGUGGCAAGACUUUGCUAGCAAGAAUCCUGACUGUCUUGAGUAUCUGGCUGCCAGCUCAGGCACAGGCUCCUCUGAUUUUGAGCAGCUGGAACAGAUCCUGGAAGCUAUUCCCCAGGUGAAAUAUAUUUGCCUGGACGUGGCAAAUGGCUAUUCUGAGCAUUUUGUUGAAUUUGUAAAGGACGUACGGAAGCGCUUUCCCCAACACACCAUCAUGGCAGGGAACGUGGUAACAGGAGAGAUGGUGGAAGAGCUUAUCCUCUCUGGGGCCGACAUCAUCAAAGUGGGAAUUGGGCCAGGCUCUGUGUGCACCACCCGCAAGAAGACGGGAGUAGGGUACCCCCAGCUCAGCGCAGUGAUGGAGUGUGCAGAUGCCGCCCACGGCCUCAACGGCCACAUCAUCUCGGACGGAGGCUGCAGCUGCCCUGGGGACGUGGCCAAGGCUUUUGGAGCAGGUGCUGACUUUGUCAUGCUGGGCGGCAUGCUGGCUGGACACAGCGAGUCAGGAGGCGAGCUCAUUGAGAGGGAUGGGAAGAAGUACAAGCUCUUCUACGGAAUGAGUUCCGAGAUGGCCAUGAAGAAGUAUGCUGGUGGGGUGGCUGAGUACAGGGCCUCGGAGGGAAAGACCGUGGAAGUCCCCUUUAAAGGGGACGUGGAAUAUACCAUCCGUGACAUCCUAGGAGGGAUCCGAUCGACAUGCACCUACGUGGGAGCAGCCAAGCUCAAAGAGUUGAGCCGGAGAACGACCUUCAUUAGAGUUACCCAGCAGGUGAACCCCAUCUUUGGGGAUACACACUAGCGCCAGGCAGUCCUGCUCUAGUGUGGUAGUGUGUCACUUUAUCAGUUCCUAGCAACUCAAGUCCUGCGGGCUCCUGCAGUAACACUCUCAUUUCUCCACACACACACACACACACACACUGGGAAGGAAGAAAGAAAUCAAUCUGAGAAAAGACAAGUCAAAUGGGAGUCUAGGGACUCAGCUUCUUGAAAAUUACUAAGAGGACAAAAGAUACUAAUUGAUACACAAAUGCUUUACAUGGCUUUGAGCUGGAAAGGGCAGGCUUUUGGAAUCAUGUUUUCUUAAUCAAUUUCAUUAAAUGAGGUCUUGAAAUGUC